CUGGUGGAUCUUUUUCGGGUGGUUAAUGAGCUUUCGCGGGACUAUGGCGGACGGUUGUUUGGGUAACACCAUAUGUAAUGCGUCAACUGUUCCACUAGGUAACUUUGGUUCCAAGGUUCCUUCCGUUUCCAGAUCCCUCUUCAUGGCUACGCGCUCGUCAGCUAUCCAUGCUCAAUCCUCUGCAAAUCCUAAGCAACGUUCCUUGCUUGUUUUCUCAGGUGGAACUGCAUUUAAUGGUGUUGUGGAAGAGUUGAAAAAGUUAACAACUCGUGUUUCACAUGUUCUCCCUGUCUCUGAUGAUGGAGGAAGUACAGCUGAGAUUGUUCGAGUGCUUGGUGGUCCUGCUGUUGGAGACAUAAGGUCAAGAUGUUUAAGAUUGUCAGAUGAAAGUACUUCUGAAGCUCUAGCUGUGCGAAGAUUGCUUGGUCACCGCUUACCUCUUGAUGCUUUAGAAGCCAAAUUAGAAUGGUACAAAAUUGUAGAUGGAGAGCAUUCUUUAUGGAAAGAUGUAUCAAAACCCUACAGGGAAACAAUUCAAGCUUUUCUGGUUUAUUUUCAAAAUCAGAUUCUUCGACGGUCAAGUGAAUCUUUCUGUUUCAGCAAUGGCAGCAUCGGAAAUUUCUUCUUUGCAGGGGCACGCAUAUUCUUUCAAUCUUUAGAUGCUGCAAUAUUCUUGUUUUCACGUGUUUCAGAUAUCCCGUCCGAAAGUCUUGUUCUCCCUGUGAUUACUACUAAUGACAGGCUUACAUUGGGAUGUGAAUUAUGGGAUGGAACUGUGAUACGUGGUCAGAAUGAAAUAUCUCAUCCAACCAGUGGAUCUAUAGAACCCAUAAAUAAGGAAAACUCCAAAGUUUCGACACUGCCUUCAAGAAUAAAGAGAGUGUUCUACAUGUCGAGUGAGGGAAAAAAUUUGCUGCAUGAGGUCUUCCCUGAAGCCAACCCUUCUGUUCUGGAUCAGCUGAGUAACGUUGACUGCAUAGUCUAUGCAAUGGGUUCACUAUUUACUUCUAUCUGCCCCUCACUGGUCUUACUCGGCAUUGCAGAGAUCAUUUCCUCAAGGUCUUGUCCCAAGGUCCUAUUGUUGAAUGGCUCGCAAGACAGAGAAACCAGCAGCUUCUCUGCAUCUUGUUUUGUAACCGCCAUUACUGAUGCUUUAAACAGAAAAUAUGGAGAGCCUCAAAACUGUCUCAAUAAUCGUCCGAGUGAAUACAUCAAUGCCUUGUUGGUUCCUAAGGACGGUGAAAUUCCUGUAGAUACCAACUCUUUGGCUGCCCUAGGAAUUUUUCAUGUGAUAAUGGUUGAUUCCAUACAUGAUCCCAAAGGUGGAAUUGUUUUUGACCCGAAGUCUUUAAUUCAAGCUCUUGCGCAUUUGAUUGACAAUCAAAUGAACAUACAUGAUAACGGGGCUUUAUGACCAUUUGGGGCGUUCAGGACCAUGUGGGGGAAAUUGUAUGAUAUCUGAUCCUCACCUUUCAGGUGGAUUAUUUUUCAGGUCUUCCCAUCCAAACCAUCUUUUAUGAUAUAAAUGAUUAAAUGUACUUGCAGUGCAGGUAUUUCUUUCAGGUUUCUCUCAAGAGAAAUGUGGAACCUAGUCACUUUUGAGGAGCUGUUCCAUCCUUUUCUUCAUCAGAAACCAAAAGCAGCAUUGCAGUUGUACUAGAAAUCUUUGAAGGAAAACAAUUAAAUUGUAUGUAAAGUAUGGCUACCAUUCUUAUGUGUAUUUUUUAGAUAUUAUUAUUUUUUGUAGUAUGGCUACCAUUCUUAUGUGUAUUUUUUAGAUACUAUUAUUUUUUGUAGCGCAGCUAUUAGUUUAUACAUUGUGAUUGUAGAAAUCAUGUAGAACGGGAACUUUGAAGGAUUUGGUAGUUGUGGGGCCGACUUUUUUUUUUGGCUUUUUUACAUUACCAAAACAAUUGUAUUUAUGUAUAUGGGGUUGCCAUUUUAAUAUGAAAACUAACAAUUUCUGUUAA
This is a messenger RNA of Macadamia integrifolia, 1970 nucleotides long. RefSeq lists its product as uncharacterized. The record is from RefSeq and is a predicted model, not a curated record. Lineage: Eukaryota; Viridiplantae; Streptophyta; Magnoliopsida; Proteales; Proteaceae. Bases 26 to 1414 code for a protein of 462 amino acids. Gene Ontology annotation, molecular function: LPPG:FO 2-phospho-L-lactate transferase activity. The transcript is spliced from 15 exons.